AUGUCUCCCCCUACGAAACAGUUGGGCAAGCUCUCCAUUGGCGAGAAUAUGCCAACCACCCGUUCCGAGGUUCGGAGAGCCCAGGACGUGGAGGCCGCUCGUCGCGACGAGGAGGACGACGACGAUUUCUCCGAUGACCCUCCGGGAGAUGAGAGCGAUGAGAGUGAAGAAGAGGAGGAGGAAGAGGAAGAUGAUGACUGCCAGCUGGCAUCCAUGGUCCGGGCGAGGUCCGAGAUCGUCUAUGAUCUUGAGAGCCUGGAAAUGGAGUCGCGUGCCCGCGCGCUCGCCGGACUGACCGGACAAUUCGACGUGGUAUACUGCCGUGAGGCCCCAGGAAUAUACGAAUUCCAGCUGGCGGAACGACCACGGGUUCGCAUCCGCGCCGGGGUGCCCCAAUGCACCUGCUCAGAGUUUGAGAACCGGCCGGACAUUGCUUGUCGGCACAUAUUUUGGCUUGUGGAUCAGCUGUACGACAGCAUCUCCCCCCGAACGCCUCCUCCUGGGGUGCCCCUAUCCAGUGAUGGAUUCUCUCCAAAACUUCCGCCUCUCGAUGAGCUUCUCCGCAAUAGAUUGGAAGCUGUAGCGGAAGAUUUGAACUGGCCGUAUGUCCCAGGCAUCGCGUCACCGUCUGGGUCCGAUCCCGAGCACGGCGGAAUGACCCGCCAGGACAAGGUUCGCGACAUCUUGUCUGCUUUCAGCGAGAUCACCCUCCCGGAGGAGUUCCGCCUAGAUCUUGCGGAGACGACGGGCCAGCACCUGACUCCCGAGCAGUGCAUUGUGCAAGGUGACCUGGAAGCGACGCUGUUCCGGCUCGCGGUGCACGACGACAAUGUGUAUACGAGUCUUCGCAAAGCCAUGCCGGCAGGCGCGUGUGCGGGUAUUUACUUCGACAAGGUCCAGAAACGAUCGCGGGACCUCCUCGCUCAAUUCGAUGUCUACCGCGAGACGGGGCGACUCCCCGUGGGGGAGCGACCGCUAGACGUGAAAGAAGUUGCGCGGCGGCUGCGACAAAACGUCGACCGCAUCCAGGCCAACGUGUCGGUUCGAGUGCCAUACGGCAGCAAAGACGCGGCGCAGGCCCUCGUGACGGUGCUUCAGGAAGUCAGCGCGCGUAACAUCGAUGCGUUUGAGGGCAACCGAUGGGGUCGUGUUCCGCCGCCGGGCGAAGAUGAAGACGAUCGGAAUCUGUACGAGCAGCUGAUCGGGCAGGCCAACGAGGCGGAGGGUCUGUUUGUGCUGGAUGCGCUGGAGGAGCUACCGUCGUCGGUUCUGCGGCAGUAUCUGCCCCAUCUGAACGAGAUUCUUAACAAGAUCGAGAUCAACCGGGCGCCGUCGCCGUACGUGCUGAAGCUGAAGUCGUUGAUCCACGAUGCCGAGUCGGGUGUGACGUCGAGGGCGAAGAGGCCAGCGACUGCGCAGGCUGGAGGGAGCCAGAAGCGGACAAGAUGA
This is a messenger RNA of Rasamsonia emersonii CBS 393.64, 1449 nucleotides long. RefSeq lists its product as uncharacterized. The coding region runs from base 1 to 1449 and encodes 482 amino acids. The record is from RefSeq and is a predicted model, not a curated record. The transcript is spliced from 2 exons. Lineage: Eukaryota; Fungi; Ascomycota; Eurotiomycetes; Eurotiales; Trichocomaceae. Gene Ontology annotation, molecular function: zinc ion binding.